Messenger RNA from Puccinia triticina, 1299 nucleotides. RefSeq lists its product as uncharacterized. The transcript is spliced from 7 exons. Bases 1 to 1299 code for a protein of 432 amino acids. The record is from RefSeq and is a predicted model, not a curated record. Lineage: Eukaryota; Fungi; Basidiomycota; Pucciniomycetes; Pucciniales; Pucciniaceae.
AUGGCAUCAUCAAUGUCCUCCUCGCCAAAUGCUAUAUCCGACGGACUUCCGCUUGUCAACGCUAUGUCACUGACGCUGAAUCCUUAUCCACUCAUACUUCAGACAAUCGCGGAUCAGCAAAAGAGUCUCAGCCACCACGAUCUCCCGAGGUUUACAACUAUCCUAGGGGUCGUCCAUGCUAUUCUUUUCGUCGUAGCCGCGGCCACUUUGCUCUUGAAGGUCUUCAGGCGCCCAGAUGGGGAGCGCAGGAAAAUUUGGCUAUGGCGGAAGCAUUACACCUCCGACGACCAGGCCAUCCCAUACCUGGUUCCCAACGGGAAUUUCGUCAUUGAGGCCUUGCAAAUGCUUGGUUGCACGUUGUAUCUGCUGUUUGUCAUCUUCCUUGACUGGGAGGUCAGGUAUCCCGAUAGCGUCCCAGAUUCUGUUCGCGCUGGCAUGAUGUUUUGGCACGCAGUAGCUCUGGUACCAGGAUACAUUGCAUUCUGGUUAUGUGGAUGGGGUGCAUUUUAUGUGGUAUAUCUGGCACCUGACCGACCCAACAAUAAAUCUACAUCUUCCAAGAAGAGUCCCAUCGAGCAUUCCUUGGUUCUGAACACGAUAUGCAUAUCAAUACCCGUAUUUAUUACGGUUUACUUUUUUAUCAUUGGGAUUCUUAUGACUUUCAAGCUUAGACAAACCAUCAGUACCUAUAAGCUUGUGACCUUGACGCUCAAUCAACUUUCGACCCAGUGGAAGGCCAAUGAUCCGAUGCGUUUUAAAAACAACAAACGUCUCUUUGACAUCUUUACCACACUUUCCGAAGAAGUAAAUCAAAUGAUCAGUGUUGCUCAGGCGGAGGCCUUCGGUGGGGCUGCUGUAUCGAUAGUCAUGAUUACGUUUUAUGUUGUCACUGUACUUGCUACUAGCCGAUUAGUAAAAACUUCAAUCCUGAUCGCAAGCGGGAGGAAAUCAGUUUUCCAGUCGUCGGAAUCUCCCGUAGAAUCAAGAGAAACCCUCAGAUCAAGCACUGCAACGCGUGAUUCCAAAACCAAAUCAGAAUUACCAAGAAACACGUUCACAAAUUAUAUUUCCUUGACAAGGUUGCAGAGAAGUUAUUAUUUCAUAAUCAUCAGUUGCGGAAUUAUGGCUGUGGCGUUAGGGUUGAAUUUCUCGACCAACAUUUUUUUUGCACUCAAGAUGAAAGUAAUGGUAAUCGAAACCAAGUGGCAAGCUGUACUGAUCGACCUCGUAACCGGUACAACUGUCACCUUAUCAUUGUCAUUAUUCCUCCAAAGUCUCAUGCUGUCGAUCUGGGGCUAG